AUGCCCGAUCAGACGGUGCCGGCGAUCGGGCGGUUCGCGUACGCGUACGAGGUGGAGAUCGCGAACGAGGGGAACGACGAGGCGGUGCAGGUGGUGUCGAGAGAGUGGCGCGUGCGGGACGAGAGCGGCUUCGAGGAGACCAUCUCGGGGAACGGCGUCGUCGGCGAGCAGCCGACGCUCGCGAAGGGGGAGACGUUUCGUUACGCGUCGGCGUGCGUGCUGAAACGCGAGCGAGGGAGCAUGUCUGGGAAGUACACGUGCGUUUUCCAAGAGUCGCGGCGAAUCGUCGACGUCGUCGUGGCGCCGUUCGCGUUGACGCCUCGCGAGCGCGACGACGUCGAGGACGACGACGUCGAGAUUCGAAACGAUUCUUCCGUCGUCGAGGCGAUCGAUUGA
Molecule: messenger RNA, 396 nt
Organism: Ostreococcus lucimarinus CCE9901
Lineage: Eukaryota; Viridiplantae; Chlorophyta; Mamiellophyceae; Mamiellales; Bathycoccaceae
Exons: 1
Coding region: 1-396 (131 amino acids)
Source: RefSeq, a predicted model, not a curated record